Cornus florida is the source of this 4692-nucleotide messenger RNA. RefSeq lists its product as uncharacterized. Lineage: Eukaryota; Viridiplantae; Streptophyta; Magnoliopsida; Cornales; Cornaceae. The coding region runs from base 3703 to 4602 and encodes 299 amino acids. The record is from RefSeq and is a predicted model, not a curated record. The transcript has 2 exons.
AUAAGCACUUGGAAGAAGGGAUUUUGAAGCACAUCCGGAUUUAAAAGAAAUUGGUGAGGAAAUAGUAAAGAAAUGUAAGGGCUUGCUUUUGGCUGCAAAGACGCUUGGAGGCCUCUUACGCACUAAAUUGGACCGGAAGAAGUGGGAAGAUAUAUUGAAUAGCAAGAUAUGGGAGCUACCACCUGAAAGAAGUAAUAUUCUUCCGGCUCUUAGAUUGAGCUACCAUCAUCUCCCUUCCCACUUAAAGCAAUGCUUUGCUUAUUGCUCAAUAUUUCCAAAAGACUACGAAUUUGACAAAGACGAGCUGAUUUUGUUGCGGAUGGCAGAAGGUCUUUUGCAGCUAAAAAAAGGUAAGACGUGGAUAAAGAUUUUGGCAACUAAUGUUUUGAUGAUCUACUAUCAAGGUCAUUUUUCCAGCAAUCAAGAGGUAAUAAGACGAGAUUUGUGAUGCAUGACCUUGUGAAUGAUCUGGCUCAAUUCAUUGCUGGGGAAAUAUGUUUCAGGUUAGUGGAUAAUUUUGAUGGUAAUGAGCAAUUUAGGGUUUCUAAACGGACUCGAUACUUGUCUUACACUCGUCAACAAUACGAAGUCUUCCAAAAGUUUGAGAGUCUCUAUGAAGUUCAAAGUUUGCGUACUUUCUUAUCAUUACCCAUUCACAAAGUGUCUAGCUGGCCAACAUAUCACUACUUGAGCAACAGGGUCUUGUUCGAUUUAUUGCCUAAACUACAUGGCUUAAGGGUAUUGUCUUUGUCUGGUUAUGGAAUAAGCGAGCUACCAAAUUCGAUUUGCAACUUCAAGCAUUUAAAAUACCUCAAUUUCUCUUAUACUUUAAUCCAACGGUUACCUGAAUCAUUGGGUACUUUGUACAAUUUGCAAACAUUGUCAUUGCGUAACUGCAAAUCUCUUUGUAUGUUGCCCUUGAGUAUUGUAAAUUUAGUUAACCUGCGUCAUCUUGACAAUGCCAACACUGAUCGAUUACAAGAGAUGACUAUGGGAAUUGGUAGAUUGAUAAAUUUGCAGACAUUGUCAAAGAUUAUUGUGGGAAAAGGCAAUAGGUCAAGACUAAUGGAGUUGAAACACCUGAUGCAUCUUCACGGGGCGCUUUCUAUUGUGAAGUUAGAAAAUGUAAUGGAUGUUCGAGAAGCAAUGGAGGCCAAUUUAAUAGGUAUGCAGAAUCUUGAUGAAUUAUAGUUGGUAUGGAGUGAAGACUUUGACGACCCUAGAAAUGAAAAUAUUGAAAUGGAUGUAUUCAACAUGCUAAAACCACACAGAAACCUAAAAGUGCUCCAAGUUAAGUUCUCCAGGGGCACGAGUUUUCCAAGUUGGAUAGGAGAUCCGUCACUCUCUAGAAUGGUGAAUCUAAGUCUAAGUGGUUGUACAAAAUGCCAAUAUUUACGACCACUCGGACAACUACCCUUUCUCAAAGACCUAUUCAUUGGAGGCAUGCAAAGUGUCAGAAGUGUUGGGGCCGAGUUCUGCAAAUACGAUUGUGGAUUAGAAUUUCCAGUUUUUCGAUCACUGGAGAGACUAACUUUUGUAGAGAUGCCGGAAUGGGAGGAAUGGUGUUUCUUAAAUAAUAGCGUUGAAGAAGCUACAUGACAAUUCCCUCGCCUUCAAGUGCUUACCAUACGUAAAUGUCCUAGGUUGAUCAGGGUUUCACUUUUAAGGCAUCCUUCACUUUGCGAACUGCACUUGCAAGAAUGUGAUGAGAUGGUGCUAAACAGUUUGACUGAUAUGAUCUCACUAACCAUCCUGAAAGUCAAGAGUGUUACAGGACUAUCUAGACUCCCGAAGGAACUCAUGCAGUUUUUGGUUGUACUUAAAGAACUAGAAUUUAGAAAAUGUGAGCAAGCGGUUACUUUGUGGGAGAAUGGUUUUACAUUGGGUGAAGAAGAUACAUUGCCGGUACCUUUUUAUAAACUUGAAAGUUGGAAAAUAAGUGAGUGCCAAUCUAGAGAAGUUACCGAAUGGGUUGAACAAUCUACCGUCUCUUAAGUGGUUGGAUGUGAGUGGGUGUCCAAAACUUGUGCUCUUUUCAGAAAAAGGUGUCCCACCCAUGCUUAAAAGGCUUUGGCUGACAGAGUGCGAGGGCUUGAAGUCCCUCCUGGACCGUCAUCUCUCAUCUUGAAGAUUUAAGGGUCGAAAAUUGUUCAUCUCUGAGGUCGUGGCCAACAGACAAGUUUCCCACCACACUCAGGUGAAUAAGAAUUGCUGAUUGUAUGCAAUUGGAGUGGGUUUCAGAGGCGAUGGUACAUGAGAACAGUAGUAGUAGUAGUAUGUCUUCACUUGAAGAAAUAUACGUAGAUAAUUUGCCAAAUGUGGGAGGGUUGGUUGGGUACCUGAACCAUUUUGCAAAUCUUCUUAGACUAUGGAUAUGGAACUGCGAUAGUUUGGAGUACUUCCCAGAAAGAGGUUUAUCCAUUCCCAACCUGAGAAGUCUUUUUUAUCAGGAAUUGCGUGAAUCUGAGGUCGCUGCCACCAUUCGAUCAGAUUCAAAGCCUCAGAUUCCUUCAUUUAAUUGGUUGUCCAAAUGUUGAGUUGUUUCGCAAUGGGAAUUUGUCCCCAAAACUUGUUUCAAUUUCAAUUGAUGCUGAUUACAGGAUGCCCGUCAGAGUGGGGCCUGCACAGACUCACCUCUCUUGAAAAUUUCCGCAUCAUUGGUGGAUUUUCAGAGAUGGUUUGCUUUCCUAAUGAUGAAGAAGUAGAAGAAGGGUUUUGUGUGUUUCCUGCAAGUGUAACCCUCUUAGAGAUCGGCGAUCUCCGGAAUCUUGAAUCCAUAUCAUUCAAGCGGCUCCGGAACCUCACCUCUCUUCAACAUCUACAUUUCUACUACUGCCCUAUGCUUCGGUCCUUGCCUAAGGAGGGGCUGCCUUCCAUGCUUCAAUCUUUGUAUAUAAAGGAAUGUCCAAAUCUAAAAGAAAGGUGUAUGAAGGACAGAGGAGAUUACUGGCCAAUGAUUGCCGACAUCCCAUGCAUGAAGAUUGAUGAAGAAAGUUGAGAGUGAUUCCCCUAAUACUCAUAUCAGAUAAAGAACAAAAGAAGGUGACUGUGAGGAGCAGUGUUGAUCCAGCCAUAAAAUAUGCAGAGCUACGGAGAGCUCAAAAAACUCCAAAGUUGGAGAGAGCUGUAAACCUCUUGGGGUUGCAUCAGAAGCUACACUUGAGAGUAUUGAGGACCAACCGCUUUAUUAUUCCCCAUCUUUUUAAAUGGGCCCUGUAGUUCCUUAUUAAUCUUAAUUAUCAUUCCUAUAUUAACUUCAUUACUCUCCACUUGAGAAACUUAACUUUCCACUUCUCUGAGAAUGGAACUGAUGAAUUGAAAGGACGGAGUAGUUUGGCUCUCCCCCUGUGUAUCAAAAUCCCCCCUCCUCUCUCUCUGUCACACAACACACACACUCCAUGAGACAACCACAGUAUCUUAGCCUUUUCAUUUCAAAUGGAAACUCGGUUCCAUGAUAUUUCUCAAGUCCAAUAAAAAUUUCAGGUUAUUGAACAUUGCACAGGAGGUAUGACCGCUGUGUAUUACCGUGCUGGCCCUUAUGGCCAUAUGGUAUCAUGCUAGCACAUUGAGAAUGUUAAUUUGGUCCAAAGGAGUUAUGGAAGGGAAAGACAUCGUCCAUGGCGGAGGUUAGUUUCUUGUCAGUAUGGGGAAGAGGCUGGAGGUUGGUCUACUCGUCCGGUUACCCUGACGGGAGUAGUCGGUAUGUGGAAGGCUAUUCAGAAGGGAUGGGAUGUUUUUUCAGCUCAUAUCAGAUUUAAACUUCGUGACGGUCGUUGUAUAAGGUUUUGGGAAGAUCUCUGGUGUGGGGAACAACCACUAUCUUGUGCAUUUCCCAGCUUAUUUAGUAUUGCUGUUGAUAAACACGCCUACGUAGUUGACUGUUAUCGGCUUGAUAGCAGCGAGAUUAUAUGGGAUGUGCUUUUUCGACGCUCUUUUCAGGAUUGGGAGAUGGACGAGGUAUGUGCUUUUCUGGAUCUUCUGUAUCGGCAGGAGGGCGUAGGCGGUGGUAAUGAUGUUUUAUUAUGGGCUCCUUCUUCCCAUGGUCGCUUUGAAGUUAGAUCAUUGUUCUUAUGUUUGUCAAAUUUUGCUAAUCGUGAUUUCCUGUGGAAAACUAUUUGGCGAUCUAUGGCUCCAACUAGAGUGGCUUUCUUUGUUUGGACUGCAGUGUGGGGAAAGAUUCUGACAAUUGAUAAUUUAAGAAGAAGGGGCAAUUGUACUGUUAAUCGAUGUUGUCUAUACAAGGAUGAUGAGGAGUCCGUUGAUCACCUCCUUUUGCAUUGCCCUGUGGCGAACGACUGUUGGAAUCUCAUUAUUGGGUUGUUUGGCAUGUGUUGGGUUAUGCCACGUUCUACUAAGGAAUUAAUUCAUGUCUGGAGAGGCUAUCGAGUGAGAAGAGACGUUCGUGAAUUCUGGAGAAUUGUGCCACAUUGUGUAUGGUGGUGUAUUUGGAAGGAGAGAAAUAAUAGGAUGUUCGAAGGGAAUGAGACGCCUACGGCUGUGGUCAAACUUUACAUUCUUCGUUCUCUUUUCAAUUAUGUGAAGAGGAGCUUUUGUUCUUCUUCUGAUGAUUUAAUUACUUUCUUGUAUUCUUUGGGGCCUUAGCCCAGGUUCCUUUUUUGUAAUUGGGACACGUUCCCCUUUUGAACACCUUUUUUAAUGUUAUUUUUACUUAUCAAAAAAUAAAUUAUGUUC